ACUUGGUUCAGCUCGAUUUUUUAUCUCUGCAGUUACUUUCCUCUUCGAAUAAUUGUGACCGCGACAUCAUAUUGAAGAAACACUAACAAUUGAAAGAUGAAACAACAGGCAAAAACAACAAAUAACAACCAUACAACAGUUGCUACUGCCAACACAGUUGGAAAUUUCACCUGUUCAACAAGUACAUCAUCUCUCGUGCAAAAUUCAUCACCUGAAUUUGCAUUAUCCAAAAACAAUAAUCAACAACAACCUGCCUCAUCAUCAUUAUUCUUUAAAUUUGCAGAGGACGAUAGGAGAGCAACAACAAGUCAAUUAGAUGAUGAUUCUCCAAUCUUUAUAAAUCAUCAAAAUCAGCCUAAUAUUCAACAUCAUAAUAAUAAUAUUCAUCAUCCACAUCCUCAUCCAUCAUCAGCAACGAGAACGAGAACAAGAGAAACCAUUUUCACCAUCCUCUCCUACAACACAAUUUCCCUCACCAUCUCUUCUCCUACUCAAUCAGAAGCAUCACAGAGACUUUCAUUGGCAUCUUCCCUUUCACCCACCAUGAUAUUUAAUGAACAAGAGUUAUCUGCAAUGAAUAAUAAUGGACUAUCAAUGAAUUCACCUGGAGAAUUGAAUAAUUCAUCUAAAAGUCGUUGGUCAAAAUUGAAGAGCGCCUUUAAGAGGGAAUCUAAACAGCAACCUUCAGCCGACCGUUUAAAAUCUUUCCAACAACAGUAUGGAGAUUCGGCUGUGCAAAACUAUUCUACACAAGUUUCGAAUAACAAUAUUGAUGUAGCCAGUCAUAGUUUUGCAGCUUUACCUUCAUCAGCUAGUAAUCAUUCUUCAUUGAUUCAUUCUUCGAAAUCUUCUCCUUCACUGUAUAAUACAACAACAACUCCAGAGAAUUAUUUCAGAGAAAGCAUUUCUGAUUCGAAUAAUAAUAACCAUUUAGUUAAUCAUCUCUCGCCACACCAUGCUCCAAGCAGUAGCAAUUCAAGUAUGACCAGUUCUGUAAAUAGUGUCAUUAGCUUCAAUCAGUUUCUACAAUCAUCAAGUAGUGGAAAUUCAAUUGUUUCGCCAAUGAGUAGUAGUACUCUGAGUAGUGUUGGAGUUUUGGAAAAUCCAAUGAUUACCACAAUAAUGAAUGGAGAUUCUUCAAGAUUUUCUCCUCCACUCUCACAUCUCAUCGUAGAUAGUGGAAGAGGAACAACAACGAGUCCACCAUCUCCAUUCUCCGAGAAUUUAACAAUACAAACUCAUAAGAGGGUGACAUCUCCUCUCUCAAUUCAAUCAUCAGGAAAUGAAAUGAUUAUUCAAAAACAAGGUUUGACUGAAAAUUACAAUGUAAACAAUAAUACAUCACCAUAUACACCUCCAACACCAAACGAAAAUUCAGAUGAACCAGCUCUGCAAACAACAAGGAAAACUAAAGGAAAUAUCAAAAAAUUGAUUUCAAUGUUAACACCAAGAAGAAAGAAGAGUACUUCUUCAAAAUCAGAACCUUCAAAGGCAACUCAGUCAAUAACUUCUCCAAGUAAUGAAGGUGAUCCUGCUUUGUUGGAUGUAGCUCACAAGAGAAAACUCUUUGAAAAACGAUCUUCCACUGAAGCAAGUAUGCUCAAAGAUCAAACUCCAAAGACACCUCGAGCAGCAGAUGACGAACAAAUUCAAAGAUUGGUCAAUGAAAAAAUUGUCUCAUCAAAAAUUCAACAAUUUAUUCAGAAUGAGGAAAGUAUAAGUCUAUCUCAGAGAAAGUAUAGCGUCUCUGGUAAGAUUGCUAACUGGCUCAAAAAUGGAAAUUCAGAGAAUAGACUCUCUCGAUCCUUUACAGACGAAAAGAAGGAUAAGAGAAAGUCUGUAUUCGAUUUUGGUAAAAGAGAAUAUGAUUUGACUCCAGUCAUUGCGACAACAUCACCAUCCGAUACUCCAACAUUGAGUAAUUCUACUAAUGAAAAAUUGAAAAGAUUAAUCAACAAACACCACUCAGCUAACACUCCUUAUACGAAUCCACUUUCUACUCUCCUUGACGAAAAAGAAAAAUCUCCUGAAGAGGAAGAACCAAUUCCACCACCAACACUCUCAUCGACACCAAGAAAUCUUGUGCCAACCUUGAACUUUAAUAAUGAAGAGUUCAAAAGAACUACUGAGGAUAUUAUUAAUGGAAAUAUAUCUUCACUACUUUCCAAUGAUUCUGCCUAUAGUUUUGAAUCUUCUGAAGAUACAUCCUCUAGUUUACAAGUAUCGACUGUUAAUAUUCUAGGAAGUAUUGAUAAUUUGAGAGCAACAGUAACAAGCCCAACAGGAGCUCUCUCUCCAGGCUCACAAGAAUAUAACACAACCAUUGCUCCAGAAUAUGAGGUUGGAGACGAUGAGGAAAGUAUUGUGACUGUUGUUGAAUACAUUCCUCUCACAAAUUUUGGAGAAGUGAAACCAAAGCAACUCUAUUCAUUUGUUUUAGAACAAUUUAUCAAUAAUCACAAUUUGGAUGAUCAAAAAUGUGCUGAAUAUUUUGAGAAUUUCAUAAUUGGAUACUUGGCAUUCUGUAAGGAAGCCGAUGAGUCAAAGAAUGAAGAAUUGAAAGAAUUUGCCAACUUUUCAGAACAUGAUAUUCCUAAAAUGAGAGAUUUUGAAAAACCAAAAUGUUACCUUUUGCAUCAAAGUGCCAAGAAAAAUCGGUCAUCUCUUAUUUUCCUAUUGGUGACCAAGUAUCAAUGUUCUAUUGAUGCUGAAGAUGAAUUGGAAUCAACUCCACUUCACUGGGCAACUUCUCACAGAGCCAUUGAUUCGAUUCUUGUAUUGUGUCAAUUGGGAGGUAAAAUUAACAUUAGAGACAAGUAUGGCAAGGCACCAAUUCAUCUUCUCUUUGCAAAGGCAUUCUAUGAUGAAGAACAUUUCGAAAUGGAAACCUGUAAGGUCAAAGACAAACCAGCAGCUGAAAAGAUUUGUAGAUAUUUACUUCAAAAUGGAGCUAAUCCUGAUGUGAAGGAUAACAAACAUCAAACACCUCGAAUGUUAGCUGCAGAAAAUGAUUUACAAAUUUCCUUUGGUAAAAAGAGAAAGUAAAAAGAAAUUAAGAAGAAUAAAUAAUUAAUUUAAUAAU
Molecule: messenger RNA, 3082 nt
Organism: Naegleria gruberi
Lineage: Eukaryota; Heterolobosea; Eutetramitea; Acrasida; Naegleriidae
Exons: 3
Coding region: 97-3045 (982 amino acids)
Biological process (GO): protein localization to ciliary inversin compartment
Cellular component (GO): ciliary inversin compartment
Molecular function (GO): protein binding
Source: RefSeq, a predicted model, not a curated record